Messenger RNA from Suillus subalutaceus, 168 nucleotides. RefSeq lists its product as uncharacterized. The annotation marks the transcript as partial. The transcript is spliced from 2 exons. The record is from RefSeq and is a predicted model, not a curated record. Gene Ontology annotation, molecular function: RNA polymerase II cis-regulatory region sequence-specific DNA binding; DNA-binding transcription factor activity, RNA polymerase II-specific; zinc ion binding. NCBI's taxonomy places the organism in Eukaryota, Fungi, Basidiomycota, Agaricomycetes, Boletales, Suillaceae. Gene Ontology annotation, biological process: negative regulation of transcription by RNA polymerase II; positive regulation of transcription by RNA polymerase II.
UGCUAUAACUACCGCAUGACUGCAACCCCUUUGUGGAGGAAGGACGAUGAGGGCAAGACCAUUUGCAACACAUGUGACCUCUACUAUAAGCUCCACGGCUCAGCUCGUCUCAUCAGUAUGAAAUCCGAUAUCAUUCGCAAGCGCUCUAGACACGACGCUCGUGUGUAG